Molecule: messenger RNA, 1126 nt
Organism: Anopheles funestus (African malaria mosquito)
Lineage: Eukaryota; Metazoa; Arthropoda; Insecta; Diptera; Culicidae
Product: translocator protein
Exons: 2
Coding region: 497-1036 (179 amino acids)
Cellular component (GO): mitochondrial outer membrane
Source: RefSeq, a predicted model, not a curated record
UAUGUAUUUCUUUGUUUAAUUUCUCCCAACAUAAAUCGCAUGCAAUCAAGUUAGACACAGGGUGAUGCUCGAACCUUCUCGAUCAUAUGGGCCAUCAGUUCUUUUUCUACGCGCUUUUCGUUUCCCAUCCCAAAAAUUUUAACAUCUGGCGUGCGUACGCCCUUACCCACACUACGAUACAUGUACUCACGCAAUCCAAGUGCAAUGCAAACAAACAUCGUCAUCAUAGCAGACCGUCUAAAAUCUUGUCAUGAGUGUGCAAAGUUGUGAAAUCGUCAAGUCAUAAUCGUAAAAGCGUACAUGAUAAUGGUUUAGCGUACAUUUCUUGGAGAGUGCAUUCCUUAUUUACUUCACUGUAACGUCGUUUUAUCUUGCGUUAUCUUUCAACUAAAUUCACUCGGAAGUUACGUGCAGUCAGUGUGUGAACCGGACGUUUUCAGUUAUAAGAAACACAAAUUUUAGUUAGUUUCGCUUGAUCGGAAACACCGUCAGAAUCAUGCAAAACAAAGGUGAAAUUGUAAAGAUCGCUGGUGCUGUUAUUCUGCCCCAGUUGGGAGGAUUCGUAAAUGGCAAACUUACCCGUAUGGAGAUUACCGGCUGGUACAAUCAACUCAAUUUUCCAUCAUUCCGACCACCGAACUGGGUGUUCGCUCCGGUAUGGACAACACUUUACACUGGCAUGGGAUACGCAUCUUACUUAGUUUGGAAGACGGGCGGUGGCUUUAGUGGACCAGCACAAAUUCCGCUGAUACUCUACGGUACCCAGCUAGCACUGAACUGGGCCUGGACUCCAAUCUUUUUCCGGAUGCAUCAACUGAAAUGGAGCGUUGUUGAAAUUCUGGCCCUAACUGCGUCGGUUGGAGCGACCGGUAUUGCUUUCUACAACAUUAAUAAGCUCGCGGGUUACCUCUUCAUUCCAUACUUCGCUUGGUCCGCAUUUGCUAGCGUCCUCAACUAUAGCAUUUACAAGCUGAACACACCGAAAACAUCUACAGCAACAAUCGAAGAAGUUACCGAUGAUGCAAAGUUAAAAUAAGAUGCAUUGUUGUAUUAACAGUCGUACAAAGCACAAUAACAAUCGGUGUAUGGUUUUGUAAGAAUAUAAUCUUGCAGAUUUUUCAAAUAA